Molecule: messenger RNA, 2835 nt
Organism: Prunus mume (Japanese apricot)
Lineage: Eukaryota; Viridiplantae; Streptophyta; Magnoliopsida; Rosales; Rosaceae
Source: RefSeq, a predicted model, not a curated record
GUUGUUUACGAAGGCGGCAACCAGAGCACAACAAUCACGAAAGCCGUCUCAUUUUUCCCGCCAAUCCCAAAAUAUCCGCUCUACUUCAAUUUAUUUGCGAAAAGCCCAUCUCUGAAAGCGUCUGAUCUGCCGGUCAGUAGGGGUACUUUGGGGUUCAUGCCCCAAAAAUAACCGCUAGUUCAUAUUUUUUCUCGAUCCUUCCUUCCAUGCCCGAAAGAACCAAAACUUUGCAAAACAAGAAGAAAAUUUUCAACCGCAGGCGGAGAUUGAUCCUGGUUUAGGGUUCAUUGGACUUUCCAUUACUGAUAAGAAGUUGUACAGAAUUUGAUGAAUUCCCAGUCUACUUGCCGCAACCAGAGACCCAAAGGGUUGAAGGUAAAGCUGGUCUUUCAGAUUGCAUUGCUUUUGGCUGUUUGCUUCUGGUUGCUAUACCAGAUGAAGUACUCACAUGAGAAGGCCUAUAGUGGAAGUGCAGAGAAUAAGGUUAGUGAAGAACGCGGUUCUGAUAUUUUGGGGCGCAAAGUGAAUGCAGGGUGGUCAAAAGAUGGCAGUAUAUUUGGAUCAGAAGAUGUAAAUCUUGUGGAAGGAAGUAUAAAGAAAGAAGAUGGAGGUGUUGGAGAUGAUAUGUUAGGUGAAAAUGCUGAAGAGAAUAAUGAAGCAGAAUCUAACAAAGUAGAUGAUCAUGCUCGUGGAAAGCUUGCGAGGCGUGAAGGGAAUGAAAUUGAAAGGACAGAAAUGCAUUACAAAGUAUUGAACAUUACAGAUGAUAAUUCUGAUGUUGAAGACAAAGGAAAUGAUGAACCAGUGGGGCUCAACAAGAACUCAUUGCAAGAAGAAAAUUCUCAAGAGAGACAUGGAGAUACACAGGAAAUUAUCUCGGAUCACGAUGGUGAGAAAUAUGUGAAGAAUAUUAGUCAUGAUGAAGUUGGAGAGGAAAAGGAGCAAAAUUCACAAGUUAAUCAUGAUAAGCAAGAAAAUGAAAAGGACCGAGAGAAAGAGCCACAGAGAUUGGAGGAGUUUAGUACUAACAAGGACAUUUCAGUACAACAUAGUCAAGGGAAGAGUGACACUCUAAAGGGCCCAGAUUCAGUGGUAGAUGGAGUCCAUGGAUUUAAUGAUGAGAAUGGUGUUCCUGUAGAUGGCAAUGAUCUCAUAGAGUCCAUAGUGACUGGAUCAAGCGAUGAUCAUGCAAUGGCUCUACAUCAGGAAAUGAAUUCAAGUUCAAACAAUCAAAGUGAAACGAAAGAAAACACUAUGAAGGAAGAAGUUGCAGCUAAAGAAGGAACAUAUGGCGCUGAUUUUGAAGCGAAAAGCAAAAUCUCAGUAGAAGACUCAAAAAUCGACAUGAAACCAAAGGUGGAAACAAGUUCUGGAAUUGGUGUUCACGCAAACACCACAAGGAUCGAUAGCGUUUCAGAAACUACACAGGGAGGCAGUUCAGUUUCAGAUUCUUAAUAGAAAAACAAAGGGUCAUUAACAUUACAGGUUUUUUUCGACACGCCGAAGAAGUUAAAAGAACAAAAGUAGAAAGUGACUUGAGGCAGUAACAUUCCUUGGUGAAUGACAUUGUACAAUCUAAUUCUGAAUUAGUUUUUGCACGUUGUUCACAUUUUCUUUGCCUACAAAAUGAGAAUGGGCGAUAGUUUUAUACAAUCUGGUCCCAUGAAUUAUUGAACUUACUUUUGAAAUUGUCCCUGAUUUUUUUAUUUUUUUUAAAGGUUUCUUACAAGGUCUCAAUGGGAAACUGGGGGGCCCUUGUUACAACUUUCCAACUUACAAGAGAUAUCUCAUUGUCAUUUUUCUAGUGACAGAGGAGCUGGCAACCACUAGCAAUGGAUUUUGUGUGUGGUGAAAAUGAUGUUUUGGUCCCCUUCCAUGAUCUUCAACUUUUACCACAUGUUUUAGAUGUUAGGACAUCCUUGCAAAAGGAAAAAGGAAACAACAAAAACAUUCAUUGUUAGCUUUCUUUCUUGUGUUGUGGUCUUGGAGACUUGGGAGUUCUUGCAAAACAGAAUGGCGAAUGAGAAACAAUUGAAAUGGGAAGGCAAGGCUAGUGCAGAGCUCAAUGGCCCAGAAGCAGAACAAGUGUGGCCUCUUUUGGAGGACUUCUUUGGCCUGCACAAGUGGUUCCCAACUCUCACAACUUGCCUUGGUGUUGAAGGCAUAUCAGGGCAACCCGGUUGUGUGCGCUACUGCGCUGGGUUCAAGACUCCAGUUGACCAUAAAAGAGAGCAAGACCAAGACCAAGAGAAGGUGAAUUGGACCAAGCAGAAGCUGCUUUCUAUAGACCCAGCACAACUGAUAUUUAGCUAUUCUAUUAUAGAUGGGAAUGUUGGGUUCAACUCAUACAUUUCAACUGUGCAAGUGGUUCCAAAGGAAGGUGGCUGCAGUAUUGUGUGGAAGUAUGAAGUUGAACCCGUGGAGGGGUGGAAAAUGGAGGAUCUGGACAUGUUUAUUGGCACAGGCUUGCAAGUCAUGGCUAGCAGAAUGGAAGCCUCUCUCCAACUCCAAGUUGGGCCACUGGAACCAUAGAGUGAUAACUUGUCUUGCUGUCCUUUGUUGGAGUGACUUUAUUUCUCUUGGGUCAGCAUUAAUAUUGUUGCAGAAAAGGUGUUAUGUGCGUUUUUCUGUGUCUGUUUUCUUCUUCUUCUUCUUUCUUUAUUUAUUUAAGUUUUCGUAUGUAGUGCAAAAUUUAAAGAUAUGUAUGUUGAUCCAUCAACUAUGUAAAAUCCUGCAAUAAAAUUUAUUUCCUUUUGAUAUCUUUGGAUAGGAAUUAGAAUAGAAGAAAACAUGUGGGUGUGGCUUGCGUUGUUUAUAAAUUAUAAUUUCCUAUUA